UGUUUUUAUCAGUGUAAGGUAAUUCUUGUCCCACAAACAUCAAAAUACCGACGCAAGUCGUUAUAUUCUGCUCUGGAAUCUGUUCUGUGAGCUUGCCAAAAAACAAAAAUCAAGCAACUUAAUUGUUAGUAAUGACAGUGAAAAUGUCUAACUUAAAACUCCAGUUUUAUAAAAGAUAACAGAAUAUUCCCCUUUUUUUAUAUAAACCUGCAUCUGCAGAUGUCCGUCGAACUUUUUCGAGUAGUUAAUGUAGAUCCCAUCUUCGAUUACAGUACUUAGGUAGGAAUGGAAUAUAACUGUCAGCUUAAAAACGCGAAAUAUUCUGAAGAUCCGAGAUUGGACUUGGAGUUUCGACAAAUUCUGUGUGUAAUCAAGCAGUUCAUUUUGCAAAUAAACUCGACUCGCCAUCUAUCUUUGUGCCGAAGCUGGCUAGAAAAGCUCAAUUUAGAAACCUGCAAUAAGAAUAACCGAAACACAUAUUUAAUAGAAUUGGCUAAACAGAUCCAAGCUAACGCAUUAGCUCCGCCUUUUGACCAGGAACCUUGCUCAGGUCCUUUGAGACCCUUUCCUGAAUAUUCAGUAGACAUUUGUCAUAAUAUUCGAGAAGUUCAUUCAGAAGAAUUCCAACCUAAUUCAGACGAAGAUUUUUAUACUGCUCCCAUAGAGGAACGGCCGAGAACUGUCCAAUGUUAUACAAAUACCCCUCCUGCAUGUUUUCCUCGAAGAAAGGCCAGAAAUUAUAACCAAAACAUUGAAAGUAAAGACAACUUAUAUUACCCUUGCCAAGAAGAACCAUUUGUUAAGAAACUCUCAGACGAAAGCUCGUGGUGUGAUCUAACGGAUAUCAGUAGCACUUCCAUAAAUCCCGUAGGCGCUGGGGAUGCUAGAGCAAAAUAUUUUUACCAUAAACCAAUUAUGGAUGAUUGUAAUAAUGAUGAACCAAAAAAACCUACCGGGUCAGACUCCCAAGAUAAGAAACUAUCUCUGAAGGAAACCAAGUUCAUACCAGCUGAUUGGAAGGUGACCAUAGAGUCUUUACAGUUAAGGCUUACGGAAACGCUAGGUCAGAAUAAUGAAUUAAAAAGUUUAGUUGAAGAUUUAAAUUCAAAGCUAGCUAAUGAAAAACAGCUAAGGCAAGAACUUGAAGUUAAAUUAAAAAAAUCUGAAGUACACGAUAAACAAAUUGAAAUUACAACUGAUAAUCAAUUACACACUAUACAAAAAGCAUACGAAUCGGAAAUCGAACAACAUUAUGAAACGUCAGAAUUGAAAAUUGAAGAAAUAAAAGCCAGUUAUGAAUUAAAAUUGAACCAAAUAAAAGUAGAAAACGAGACCUUUAAAACAGAAAAGGAAAAAGAAAUCAGUAGACUAUCAGAAAUUAUACAACAACAGUGCUGUAAAAUGACUGACGAAAUCUUCAACUUAAGAAAAGAAGUAGAACAAUGCAUCGUAACAAGAGGCGAUGAUAAGAUAAAUGUCCUAAAAAAAUGCAUCUCAAAAAUGGACAAACUCUUUCACAAAUCAGAAAGGGAGUACCUCAAACAAAUAGAAAAACUCAAGCAAGAUUUAGAAUUGAAAGAAAAGGUACAACAGAUUCAAAUGAUAACGCAAAGGGCUGAGAUUGCAGCACGUACCAGUGCCGAAAAACAAAAACAGGUUGAUGAUAUUAUGAAUAAUUUGGAAGUUAAAUACAUCAAAAUGUUGGAGUUUCAUGAGAAACAGGUCAUGGAUUGUAAAAAGCAUGAUGACGAGCGAAUCGAAUACUUGUCUGAACUAUUGAGAAAACAUAAUAUUCCAUUUAAUAUUUUUUGAUGUAUCCGUAAUAAAAUGUGUGUCUAUAGAAUUUAUACAUUGAGUACUUAUCACUAAUACAUCAUGCAAUGUAGCUUAAAAUUGUAAAUAAGGAUUUCUUCUGAAUGUAGUUUUCUCAUUCUAUAUCAAUUGAUUUAAAGAAUACAUUUUUCCUUUUAAAGUGUAUUAAAAUAUGUGUAUCUAAUAGUGGAAGUAGAAUCUUAAGUAUUUUUAGUUGCUUUUACUAUUAUUGAACAUUUUCCAAAAAUCCAAGCUCACGUAACACGGAAAUAUACGUCACAACACUACAUACAUUUUGUGAUUGAAAUCAAUAGAGAAUGUGGUGAAGAAUAUCAAAUUUGUGCAAACUUUACUGAUAUUUUUGUAGGAUAAAUUAUUUUAAUUAUUAAAACGCUACUUUCUCAAAUUUAGUUUAUAAAAAAAAUAUAUAUUUACAAUGGACAAUGUCCUUAUUUGUUUCUUAUGUGACAGAUCUACUAUUUUAGACAUUUUAACAAUAAUUUCAAUUAUACAGGAUUCUCCAAUAUCAAAGUUAGGUUUUUUAAAUAAAUUUUAUAGUUGAAUUGUUUUCGCUUUUCCCAUUAUUACAAUAUAUUUUUCAAAUCAAAAUAAAUACAGGGUGGGUCAAAACUCAAAUAGAUCAUUUUCUCAUUUUUUAAAUUGACCAUCCUGUGUAUUGUGUCACAAUUUAAAAGUACAUUAAUUAAAGUUUCAAUUGAGCUAAGCAUUCACCUAUACCUAACAUUAAUAAUUUUGGGAGAUUUUUAAAUUUAACUGAGAUAAAGAUAAUUCACUAAAAUACUUUAAUUUUAACUGGUUACAUUAUAGACUGUUAAUUGGUAAUUGGAAUUUAACCACCUAUAAUUAAUUGUUAACUGAAUAGUUUUUGACAAUACCUAAUGCGACUUUUACAUAUAGUAAAAAAAUAAAAAUACCAACCAAAAUCUUCACAUAAUACAUACUUUAUUUUAAAUCUAUUAAGUGUUAUUUUGACAGAUUUUAUUUAAGUAGAAAAGUUUCUCUAAGUAACCUCGUAUAAUAUUUAAAGGUCUAAAGGUGGUUUUCAAAGGUCCAAUUUACAUUCCUAAGCAUUUAAGUAACGCUCGAACUGCCUCUCUUAUUCACGAUUAAAGGUCGUAUUAUAAAACUGGCUAGACUUUUUUAAAAACAAAUAUCGCAACACUAAUGACGUUAGUAAUAACGAUCUGUCAGUAUUGAGAUUUCAAAGUCAACUUAAAAAUAUAAUCAACAUAGAAUAGAGUAGGUAUUAUAAUGGGGUUAGUCUAUGAUUGGUUGCUAUAGCGCAAGUAGAAGUUGAAAAGGCUUUUGGUAGGUAGCGAGGGGGUAAACGUCAAACUACGUCGGACGGAUUCGAGAAUUUCGCAGUAAUGUUUACCUGCUAGUGUCGUUUCAUAGAAUAAGUAAUUUUAAAUUGUUACCGGCGGAACUGGACAAUCGCAUGUAUUUAUGGACUAUAAAUAAUUAUUAAACAUGUAUUAUAAUAUUCAAAUCAAAUUUUACAAAAUUUCAACAGCUAUUAAGAUCUAUAAAAUAAUUUUGUACGCCAAUGUAUCGCGUCAAUUUAUGUGUAUAAAGUGGGAGAACUGGCAAAAGCCUUUCCAACUUCUUCUUGUGCUAUACUGGUAUUUAUUGUUAACUGAAUUUUACAGUCCUAUUAAAAAUUGUCAAAAACUUAUUCAGUCGAUAAUAAAUUACAGCUGGUUGAAUUAAUAUUACUAAUUGACAAAAAGUCUUAUUACCUGUUAACCAGUGACCAGUUAAAAUUAAAGUAUUAUGUAAAUUGUCUUUUAGUCAUUUAAAUUUAAAAAUAUCCCAAAAUUACUAACUUUGAGUAUAGGGAAUGCUUAAAUCAAAUGAAACUUUAAUUAAGGUACCUUUGAAUGUUGAUAUAAAAUAAUGGGUGGUCAAUUAAAAAAAAUGAGAAAAUGAUGUAUGAGUUUUGAAAAAAGUAGUGCAUCGAAUUAAAAUUUUUCGAUUAGUAUAAAAACCUUUUACCGCAAAAGUACUGGUUUUCAAUCGUUUCUUUUACAGUAUACAGGUCAUUGAAAUCAAUACGAUUUUCAUAUGAAACUGGUUACAGGGUGGGAAAUACCCUUAAUAAUAUCUUACUAUUUGGUAUUGUUAUAAUGGGAAAAGCAAGGGAAAUUCAAAUACAAGGUGUCCCAUUUAAAACAAAAAAACUAACUUUGAUAUGUAUCACUUCCUUGGAGAACCCUGUAUAAUUGAAAUUAUUUAUUAAUUCUUGUCAUUUCUGAUAUCUCGCUGUGAAAACGGAUUAAAAAAAAUAGUUUUGGCUCUACAGACUGAGACGUUAUCAUUCAUUUAUUAAAAUAAAUUUUAACAAUUAUAUUUUUCUUGAUUUGUAAAUUUUUAUAACGAGCAAUUAAAUACUUUGAUACUGCUCACUAAUAAACACAUUUUGAAUACAAAAAUUCACAGGAAAAACUAUCUUUACCAUUUGUUUAAUGAUUAUAACCAACUAUUUAGAAAAAAAGUUGGUGUAUUAAUUAUUGUAUUCUACAGUAUGUUAUGUAUCUAAGAGUUAAAAAAAAAACUUAAACAUACGUCGUGAAAAAAAAAACGAAUCGAGUGUUUUUGUUUUGUAAGAGAAUGGACCUUCUCACAAGUCCCCGAUUAGUUACUUUUUUAGGCAUGGAGAAACUUUAUGACCGUAGUAUUAAAUGUAUUAAGAGUUAAAUGGUUAUUAUGUUGAAUAAAUAAAGAAACAAUUGUUUCAAAAUACAGUAACGUUUUCUACGUUAGGCUAAGAAUAUAUUAAUUCGCUCUCAUAUAAUUUAGGUUUGCA
Molecule: messenger RNA, 4639 nt
Organism: Psylliodes chrysocephalus
Lineage: Eukaryota; Metazoa; Arthropoda; Insecta; Coleoptera; Chrysomelidae
Source: the annotation of a GenBank genome assembly